ACGAUUGUGUUCUUGGUCUGAGCGAAACCCUAGAUUCGGCCAUAACCCAUUGAGCAGAGAUGCUGCGAGUAGCAGGAAGGAGGCUUUUUUCUGUGUCGCAGAGAUCUUCGACGGCGACCUCCUUCGUCCUUUCCCGUGACCAUACCCUUUCCGAUGGCGGAAACUCCUCUUCCGCCUCUAGAUCUGUCCCCUCUGCAGAUCUCUCAUCUUUCAAUUCUUACCACCGGAGCCUUAUAAGAGGUUUCGCUUCUCAAGUCCUUACUCAAGGAAAUGAGAUAGGUUUUGCUUCCGAAGUCCCAGCCACUGUCGAAGCUGUCAAAACACCUAACUCAAAGAUUGUCUAUGACGACCAUAACCAUGAGCGUUACCCACCUGGUGACCCUAGCAAGCGUGCAUUCGCCUAUUUUGUCUUGUCAGGUGGAAGGUUUGUUUAUGCCUCUGUUAUCCGCCUGCUUGUUCUGAAGCUUGUUGUGAGCAUGUCUGCAAGUAAAGAUGUCCUUGCCCUUGCAUCCCUUGAAGUUGACCUUGGGAGCAUCGAACCAGGAACUACCGUGACAGUCAAGUGGCGUGGAAAGCCAGUCUUCAUCAGGCGAAGAACCGAAGAUGACAUCAAGCUGGCCAAUAGUGUGGAUGUUGGAUCCUUGAGGGACCCACAAGAAGACUCGGUUAGAGUGAAGAAUCCAGAAUGGUUAAUCGUGGUUGGAGUAUGCACUCAUUUGGGGUGCAUCCCCUUGCCUAAUGCUGGUGAUUAUGGCGGUUGGUUUUGUCCGUGUCACGGUUCGCAUUAUGAUAUCUCUGGAAGAAUUAGGAAAGGUCCUGCACCAUACAACCUGGAAGUACCAACCUACAGCUUCUUGGAAGAGAAUAAGUUACUCAUUGGUUGAUGAGUAAAUCGCAAAAGUCAGUGUCUUGGUCUUGGUCUGAAUGAUCUUAAAUCUGUUUUUGUUUUAAUAUUUUCCGGCAUUUUAGCGUGCAAGGUCGCUUCCCUCACACUUUGGACUCUCAGCAAGAUUGUCUUGUUUUGCUGAAUAAUACAAACUUGUCAUUGUAUGACUUAGUAUCUGUCUCAUCUGGUGAAAUACACUGUUCAUAGCCUC
Arabidopsis arenosa is the source of this 1097-nucleotide messenger RNA. NCBI's taxonomy places the organism in Eukaryota, Viridiplantae, Streptophyta, Magnoliopsida, Brassicales, Brassicaceae. The record is from the annotation of a GenBank genome assembly.